AUGAUGAUAUUGAGAAUUCUAUUUUUAACGGUGUUUCUGGCUGCCAACGGAAGUCAAAGCUCUUAUUUUCAAAGAAAAGCUAUAGGCACUUUAUACCGAUGGAAGCAAAUUGACUUUGCCUUCCCGACACCACAACAUAGACAACGAGCUAUCCAGACCGGACAAUUCAAUCAGAUCAAUGUGAUACCGUUAGGAAUUGAGCGAUGGAGGAAUCGCGUUUUUGUAAGUACACCUCGAUGGAAGAAAGGUGUUCCAGCAACAUUGUCCUCUUUGCCUGUUACGGCUCAAGAGGAAUCGCCGUUAUUGACACCAUUUCCAAGCUGGGAUUGGCAUAAUGCAGAUAAUUGCACGGGAUUCACCUCUAUAUACAGAAUGAGUAUAGACCACUGUGGAGUCAUGUGGGUUCUUGACUCUGGACAAGUAGAGGCCUUCGAAACGCCUCGUCAGUUAUGUCCACCGACGCUUUUCGCUAUUAGUUUAGAUACUGAUACUGUUCUGGGCCGUUUCCCGAUUCCUAGCGAGUAUGUUUUGCAAAACUCUCUUAUUACUAAUCUCGUUGUCGACUCAAGAGAUGCCCAAUGCAGAGACCUGCACGUAUAUAUUGCGGAUGCAUGGCGAUUUGGAUUAAUUGUAUUUAGAGAUUCUGAUGCGUCCUUCUGGAGAUUCAAUCACUUCACAUUUUAUCCGGAACCUUUACUGUCAAAUUACACUCUACAUGGAUUAAACUAUCAAUGGUCAGAUGGUCUAUUUGGAAUGUCUUUGGGGCAAUACCAUCUUGGAGAUCGACCGCUUUAUUAUCACGCCAUGUCAAGUUCUCUGGAAUUUGUGGUAAAUACUUCAGUGAUUCGUGACCCUUCGCGUGUUAAUAAUGCCGUCGAUGAAUUUAAACUUCUCGGCGAGAGUCGUGGUUUGAAUGGACAGGUAUCCGCUGUAGCGAUUGACCGCAAUGGUGUCAUGUUCUUUAACCUUAUUUCGCAAGAUAGUGUCGGAUGUUGGGAUACACGAAAACCAUAUAAAAUCGAGAAUUUAAGAAUUGUAGCACAAAAUAAUAAUACAUUGGUAUUUCCUAACGACCUGCGUAUAGAUAAUGAGGUACAGCAACUCAUAUGGAUAAUAACGAAUAGGUUGCCUAUGUAUCAAUUUAAUUUAAUUGAUCCAAAUGAUUUUAAUUACAGAGUUAUGUACAUCGAUCCUAAAACUGCUAUAGAAGGUACUAUUUGUCAGCCAUUUUAUAUU
This is a messenger RNA of Brenthis ino (lesser marbled fritillary), 1236 nucleotides long. The record is from the annotation of a GenBank genome assembly. Lineage: Eukaryota; Metazoa; Arthropoda; Insecta; Lepidoptera; Nymphalidae.